Platichthys flesus (European flounder) is the source of this 2594-nucleotide messenger RNA. RefSeq names its product transmembrane protein 108 (gene tmem108). Gene Ontology annotation, biological process: postsynaptic density organization; retrograde axonal transport; dendrite extension. Gene Ontology annotation, cellular component: postsynaptic density; axon; endosome membrane. NCBI's taxonomy places the organism in Eukaryota, Metazoa, Chordata, Actinopteri, Pleuronectiformes, Pleuronectidae. The record is from RefSeq and is a predicted model, not a curated record.
CCAUGAGCACUGUGGAGGAGGAGCCGGAUCACAUGAUACCAUGAAGACGAGCCUGCAGGUCCUGCGCUGCCAGCUGCUGAGAGAGGGAAGCUGAGGUUGGAUCAUGUGUAGGAUGCCCCUGGUGACACCCAGGACCAUGACACCUGUCUACCCCCUAAUGGAGACUACAGCGGCAGCAGCGUGGUCCUGGUUAACCCCUUCUGCCAGGAGACCCUCUUCAUCAACAGAGACAAAGCUUCUGCCAUCUAGAGACAGAACCGGAGAAGACGUGGACCGAGUCUCCUCCUCUACUCCCCUGCUGUCGUUGUCUAUUUUAUAUAUGUGGUGAAUAUUCAGAGACUUUUGACUUUAUACUGUAUAUUAUAAAAACAAAGAGCAACCUGGAAGGAUGUAGACAGACACUAUUUACUAUGAGGAUGCACCUGCAUAUUUUUCUGAUGUACAUUUUCUACAAAAAGGCUUAAUUGUGAUUUAAGAAAAAGGUUUUUAUUGUCUUUAUAAAAUACAGAGUAUAUGGGGUUUGUUUCAUGACAGUGGCUUGAUGGCGAGUGCACUGUGGAGAGAGAGAGAGAGAGAGAGAGAGAGAGAGAGAGAGAAGACGUGCCAUGAAAACGUUAAAGCUGUAAUUUUACUUUUCCUUUCAAAUCAAUCCCAAAAUACUUAUAGCCUGUCGAACUUGAAUAUAGCACCUACAAUAUUAACUUGGGGGAGGGGGGCAGAGAUUUGAAGCAAAAUGCUGUGUGUGAAAUCAGGGUCUGUAUUUAUCAAACUGUUAAACCAAGAAAGUCACGAGCGCUCCAAAGACUCACAAAGUCGAAGAACUGAAAGAAAGAGUGAUCUCCUUGAAUCUCAAGUGAUCACAUAAUUAAUCAAAUAUAUGCUCAGGGCAGGGAUGGGAUAUCAGAGACAUGAUUUAACCUACUCAUGCCCCAUUGAUAAUUUUUCAGGAAAACUUAUUUUUUCUCAGUGAUAUUGUAUUCUGAAUAUGUAAGUUUUAUUUUUCUCAAGUUCAUUUUCAUAGUGUGAACUCCUUAGUUUCCCAUAACAUCAAUUGAGCUUAACAUUAAAACCAGUUUUUAAGUCACAAAUACAGGAUUUAUACCUCAUGAAUAAGGAAUAAAUCAUAGGAAAUAGGAUGGCAACAAAAUUAUUACUGUAAAUUAGUGACAGUCUCAUAAGAAUGAAUUUAGUACCAUGCUAACAAAUCCAGACAAUGAAGAAGUGAUUGCAAACAAAAUCAGAGCCAGAUCUGUUGUUUUACAGCCCCGAUAAAUGCAGGGAAAGAAAUAUAAAUAAAGAAAACCAUAAAAGAUCUUUUCCAAAUGUAAAAUGUAGCCUAAACCUACCUGAUUAUGGAUUAUACUGCUAAUCAUAUUAUUCAUAUAAUGCCAAUAGUACCAUCACUUUAAGACAUGUGCCAAGUAGAUGAGCAGAUUUUUCUUUUCUUAAGUUUCAAAGCAGGUGAAUAAGUAAAGAACCUUAAAUUUCAUCUCUCAACAGUUUGAUAAGACAAGCCCAGGUUUUAAGGGUAAAUUUGAGUGGAAUAUUUGCGGCCUUUACAGCUGGCUGUUCUGAAGGAUGGGGCAUCUCUCAAUCGAGUGGAACUGACGUGAAAUGGCCUCCCCCCUCGUGUGUCACCAGCUUCUCUUAAGAGGGACCACAUAGAUGUCUUAACUCUUUACGUUGGCCCUUUAUAUUUCAAUACGUGUGUGUGAAUGCCUUGUGUAGUGCAUGUAAGCAAACUGUGUGAGCGAGAGUGGACGGAUCAGUUUAAUCCAGCUGCCCCCCCCCCCCCCCCCUAAACCAAAUAUCACUGUUACUUUAAAUCAAACAAGACUUUGUAUCACAUCCGAUCUUCUGUGUGUGUGUGUGUGUGUGUGUGUGUCUGUCUGUGUGUGUGUGUGGCUGUGUGUGGGUGUGAGAGCCUCUGUCUUUCUGUCUGUUCAUCCUCUUCGCUGUAUUGUGGAGUCGCUACUGGUUAUAGCCCAACGUGAGAAAUCAUUUCUCAGCGCCUGUAGGAAACAAUUAGACCAUCCCUUGCUACUGUAAGUGUUUCCCCAGAUACUGUGUUAGUCCAUCAAUGUAACUCGUGUUUGUUGAAAUGUCGAAUGAUUGUGAACGAUUCCUCUGGACACACACACGAUUUGUGUCCUGAUCCUGACCAAUGAAAACACUGAGACAAAAAAAAUGUACCGUAUGCUGAGUAUUUACUGUGAGCACAUACAGAGGCGUUUGAAUAUUUCUUUUGUCUAAUUAUUGACCCUGUGGCCCUUCUAUCAUCUGUUUUAUUUUGCAUUGCUGCAGUUUUAUUCAAUAAUCGAUGCUGCCUGCCUCUAUUGUCGCUGAAGAUCUUCUGCAUUGUGCGCUGUUGUGCUGAAGUCACCGGUUCGAGCGGUGAUGGUGAACGACACAGUUAAACACAUUGAUUCUUUCCUGCAUCGGACGCUCACAGGUGGGCUUGUUGUUUUGCACGCUCAAAAAGUGGAUAUUUUACAAAACGUUCGGUGGAGCAGUGUUCAACAUGAUGUAUUUUUUGUACUGUAGUAUACACUGUACUUUUUACUGCUGAGCAAUAAAACAGACAAAAAAACACA